GUGGCUCUCCUCCCGCUUUUUGUAUAAAACUUCCUCUGCGUUAAACCUUGGAGGAACAGUUUAGAAGCAACAACAGCGCAGCAGACAAAAUGGUGAAGAUUGGAAUCAACGGAUUUGGACGCAUCGGCCGUCUGGUGACCCGUGCUGCUGUCAUGGGUGGGAAGGCUGAGGUUGUAGCCAUCAAUGACCCCUUCAUCGACCUGGACUACAUGGCCUACAUGUUUAAGUACGACUCCACUCACGGUAUUUGGAAGCACGGAGAGGUGAAGGCUGAGGGCGGCAAGCUGGUUAUUGGCAACUUGCACAUCGUGGUCUUCAACGAGAGGGACCCUGCUAACAUCAAAUGGAGCGACGCUGGCGUAGACUAUGUCGUGGAGUCAACUGGUGUUUUCACCACCAUUGAAAAAGCAUCUGCCCACCUGAAAGGUGGAGCAAAGAGGGUGGUGAUCUCGGCUCCCAGUGCCGAUGCUCCCAUGUUUGUCAUGGGUGUCAACCAUGGCAAGUACGACAACUCCAUGAAGAUUGUUAGCAACGCGUCCUGCACGACAAACUGCCUGGCUCCACUUGCCAAGGUCAUCAACGACAACUAUGGAAUUGUUGAGGGUCUCAUGAGCACAGUCCAUGCUACCACCGCCACCCAGAAGACUGUUGACGGUCCCUCGGGUAAAAUGUGGAGAGAUGGGCGUGGCGCGUCGCAGAACAUCAUCCCCGCCUCCACUGGGGCUGCCAAGGCUGUCGGCAAAGUGAUCCCUGAGCUGAAUGGAAAGCUGACUGGGAUGGCUUUCCGUGUCCCCACCCCCAACGUGUCUGUGGUUGACCUGACGGUCCGUCUGGAGAAGCCUGCAAAAUAUGAAGACAUCAAAAAGGUUGUCAAGGCUGCUGCAGAGGGGCCAUUAAAAGGAAUUCUGGGAUAUACAGAAGAUCAGGUUGUGUCCACAGACUUCAACGGUGACUCUCACUCUUCAAUCUUUGAUGCUGGGGCUGGCAUCGCAUUGAACGACCACUUUGUCAAGCUGGUCUCAUGGUAUGACAAUGAGUUCGGCUACAGCAACCGUGUGUGUGACCUGCUCCAGCACAUGUUCUCCAAGGAGUAAAUGCUGAUGCUGCUUGUUUCAGCUUGUCCUCUCAUCCAGAUCUGCCCUGGUAUCCAAAAACCUUCCUGGGAAAAAUGCUGAACUGUAAUAAAUUGGUCAAAUCACCCUA
Messenger RNA from Fundulus heteroclitus (mummichog), 1203 nucleotides. RefSeq names its product glyceraldehyde-3-phosphate dehydrogenase. Lineage: Eukaryota; Metazoa; Chordata; Actinopteri; Cyprinodontiformes; Fundulidae. The transcript has 12 exons. Gene Ontology annotation, biological process: glucose metabolic process. Gene Ontology annotation, molecular function: NAD binding; oxidoreductase activity, acting on the aldehyde or oxo group of donors, NAD or NADP as acceptor; NADP binding. Bases 90 to 1094 code for a protein of 334 amino acids. The record is from RefSeq and is a predicted model, not a curated record.